AUGACAACUAUGAUUUGUUUUUCGAUUAUAAUAUUAACAUUAGUAUCAUCUUUAAUAGCACAAUAUCCAUAUUUUCAUAAUCCAUCAUGGAAUUAUACAAGUCAACAAAGUUUUAUGGGACCAGUCGAGUUGUAUGUUGGUGUAAAUGUACCGAAAACCAAUCAUCCAACAGCUCCGCCCAUUGAUGCUGGUCUUCCGAUAGAUAAUAAUAAUCAUCAUCAAUAUAGAAAUAAGCUAUUUACAACUCGAACUACUUAUUUUUUUCAUCCAAUGUCGACAUCAACUAUUCAAACGAAAAGAUAUUAUCAUUAUCGACGACGAAAUCGAACUCAAACAACAUCAUCACCAACAUCAAAUUCUUUAAAUCAUCAACGUUUUGGUGUCAUUAUUAAUGUUUACGAACCAACAGACACAACAACAGCGAUUUCAUUAACAACAACACAAAUUCCAUGGUGGAAAUUAACCACCACCACCACAACAACAACAACAACAACACAAAUCCCAUGGUGGAAAUUAACUACAACAACACUAGCAACAGCACAAGCAUUCUAUGAACGUUUUCCUAAAUUGCCAUCAUAUAUUCAUAGACCACCACCACCGACAGUACCAAGAAGUUUUACAACACCGACUACUUACAUAUAUCCAUCGCCAACAACUAGAAGAGCAGCUACAACUACGAUGGCUACGACGACUACUACUACUGCUAGUACCAGUACAUUUUCUCGAUCAACAUCAACUUCGUCAAUGCCGCGUCCAUCUAUUCCAUCACCUUCAUCUUGGCUAUUUACCGUUCCAUCAUUUUCUCAAAUAAUUGAUCAAUAUCCUCGUUAUCCAACAAUUCUUCGUUGGUUCGAAGAACUUUCUCGUCAUCCUAAUAUAUCACGUUUUUUUGCCUAUGACACUGUUGGCCAUACACAUGAAAAUCGUUCAUUAGUCGUAGCAAAAAUAGGUCUUAUGCCAUUUCGAAAAAAUCGUCGUUCAGUAUGGAUUGAUGGUGGUAUUCAUGCAAGAGAAUGGAUUUCAACUGCAACUGUACUCUAUACCAUAGCACGAAUCAUCAAUGGUACAUUAGCACGUGAUGCUGAUGUUAGAAAAUUAAUUGAUAAAUAUGAUUUUUAUUUUAUGCCUGUUGUUAAUCCUGAUGGUUACGUUUAUACACAUGAUGAUGUUAAGACUGAUUGGAAUACAGACGAAGAACAAGAUCAACAAAGGAUGUGGAGAAAAAAUCGACGACCCCAUAGUGAUUGUCCAGGUGUUGAUUUAAAUCGAAAUUUUCCAUUCGCAUGGGAUAAUCGUGGAGCAUCGAAAUUUCCCUGCGAAGAAACUUAUCGUGGCCCAUAUCCUGAAUCGGAACCAGAAGUUCGAGCAAUAACAUCAUUUAUAUUAAAACGUCGACGGUAUUUUCAUGCAUUUAUAACAUUACAUGCAUUUGGCAAUCUUUGGAUGUUACCAUUUUCAUUUUCAACACGAAUUCGGCCACAUGAUUAUCAUCGGACUGAACGUUUACUUUUAGAGAUGAAUAGUCUAAGUAUGAAUACAUUCAAAAUUGGCCAAUCAUCAACUGUACUAUAUGCAGCAACGGGUACCAGCGAAGACUGGGCAAAAGCUAUAGCACAAAUUCCACAUACAUUUUCAAUUGAACUUCCACCAAGUACGGAUGCAUUCGAUAUGCGUCAAGAUGAAUUAAAUGGCUUUACAUUCUAUGCUGAUAAAGACAUUGGUACAGUAGCUGAAUCCACAUAUCGUUUAUUAGAAUUAUAUCUUAAAAAUUUAACUAAACUACAAUCUCCAUCACGAAUAACAAUAUAA
Messenger RNA from Rotaria socialis, 1809 nucleotides. The record is from the annotation of a GenBank genome assembly. Lineage: Eukaryota; Metazoa; Rotifera; Eurotatoria; Philodinida; Philodinidae.